Messenger RNA from Thalassophryne amazonica, 448 nucleotides. It is a transcript of the gene ndufa2, whose product is annotated as NADH:ubiquinone oxidoreductase subunit A2. NCBI's taxonomy places the organism in Eukaryota, Metazoa, Chordata, Actinopteri, Batrachoidiformes, Batrachoididae. The transcript is spliced from 3 exons. The record is from RefSeq and is a predicted model, not a curated record. The coding region runs from base 56 to 358 and encodes 100 amino acids.
GAGGAAGAAGAAGAAGAAGACGAAGAAGAAGUCUUGUGGUGUCAGUGGGUUGAAGAUGGCGGCUGCCGUGGUGAGGACUCUUGGAUCCACUUUGAGUAAAAACCUCCGAGAGCUCCGUGUCCACUUGUGUCAGAGCUCCGGGAGCAGCGCGGGGGCCCGGGACUUUGUGGAGCAGCACUAUGUGACAUUGAAGAAAGCCAAUCCAGGUUUCCCGAUCCUGAUCAGAGAAUGUUCUGGAGUUCAGGCUCAACUCUGGGCACGAUACGAUUUCGGGGCUGAACGCAGCGUCUCUGUGGACAACAUGACAGCUGAUCAGGUGGCCAAAGUCCUGCAGGCCCUGGUUCAGACCAAACCCUGAUCUGAUGGUCCAGGUUCUGAUGUGAAUGAACAGGAUGACUAUAAAUGACAUUUAUGUGCUUUUCAAAAUAAAGUUCCACUGUUCCUUUAA